AUGCAAGUGUAUACGAUGCAAAGAUAUGGAGAAGGAUGCAUUGAUCCUAAGUUUCCGCAUUUACCUCUCUGCUCCUGUUUGAGAAAAGCACCAAAAGGGGAAGAGAAUGCUUGUUUACCUGCUCAGGACGAUCAAGGAGCUAGUCUAGAAAGCAACACGGCGGCUUCGAAUAGGUAG
This is a messenger RNA of Plasmopara halstedii, 177 nucleotides long. RefSeq lists its product as uncharacterized. Lineage: Eukaryota; Oomycota; Peronosporomycetes; Peronosporales; Peronosporaceae. The coding region runs from base 1 to 177 and encodes 58 amino acids. The transcript has 2 exons. The record is from RefSeq and is a predicted model, not a curated record.